AUCUUUCAAUACUACUAAAAUGGCCGAAAAUUGAUUUUUUGUCGCGUCUCCUGAACACGAUUAUGUCUCGUGAAACGAGUUAUUUUUUCACAUGCAAAUGAAAUUGCAAUGUAAUAACAAAACCAACAGUCAUGAAUCAUAAUUCGGUGUUCGCCUUUCCACAUUGAAUGCGAGUUAAUCUUAAUUCGUUCCGAAUUUUAGUGAUUCGCGCGUUUGACGCUCUGACAUUUUCCUGUAUUUUUCGAUGUUUUCUUCAUUUUUAUGGAUUUGUGUAUAUUAUAAAAAUGAGUACCGAAGGCCAGCAUAACUGCGUUCUGUGCGACUCGAAGUUAGGAUCCAAAGAAGCACUGCAGGAACAUUUUAGGAAACAUGCAAAUAAAGAGAUAGACACACGAGGGAAACCUGUAAAGAACUCUAAAAAUGCUGAUACUCAAUGCGACAUAUGUGACAAAUCAUUUGAUACAAUAACUGCAACAAUAAGACACAGAUUUAAAAUGCAUCCUAAUUCACCGACUAAAUUUUAUUGCUCUUAUUGCGGAAAACAAUUUCCUUUACGGACUCAUAGGGAUAAUCAUCAACUUUCGCACGAUUCGUCUGAAAGUAAAAAAAUAGAGCAACACAAAAAAUGUGUGGACUGUGAUGUGGUAUUUUACAACGAAAGAGCUCUGGAUUAUCAUUAUCGUUCCAUUCAUAAAAGAAUGGUAUAUUUAUUUCAACCUAUAGCCACUCCUCCACCUAGCAAUAAAAUCAAACUAAACUCUAUGAACGAUGCUCUAAGUGUAUACUAUUGUCAUUUGUGUGGUGCUGAGUAUGUUAUAAAGUUCAAUUUGCAACAGCAUCUAGAGAAGGCGCAUACUCGAGAGGAAAGAGAGACUGUGCCAGAGGAUUUAAUCAAGUGUACAGUGUGUUCGGCAUUGUUUUAUAACAAAAAGGCCUACAAUGUUCACAAUUCUUAUCAUCAGCCGAAUGACUUAUAUGUAACUUCUGAACAACAGAGAGUGCAGACAGUCACUAAAGUUGAUCAAGAUUUUGAUAUUAGAAGAGUGGAAGCUGUAGCUGAUAAAUAUAUACCGCGACCUAAAAGACCGCUCAAGCACAGAACAAAGUUAAAUAAAACGCGGAAGACAGACACAGAGGGGACAAAGAGCGAGAGCUCUUCAGACGAUCCUGCUGGUACCAACGAGUCCAGCGAUUCAGAAAGCGAUAUUCCAUUGGAACAACGAAUCGCUAGCUAACAGAGGUUUCCUAUUUAAUCUUGAAAGAUUUUGUAUCCCGUUUCGAGGGAGCUUUGUUGUAAGAAAUAAGUUUACUAUUGCAAUCCUGGUUAUCAAGCUGA
Molecule: messenger RNA, 1336 nt
Organism: Nylanderia fulva
Lineage: Eukaryota; Metazoa; Arthropoda; Insecta; Hymenoptera; Formicidae
Product: zinc finger and BTB domain-containing protein 41
Biological process (GO): regulation of transcription by RNA polymerase II
Cellular component (GO): nucleus
Molecular function (GO): DNA-binding transcription factor activity, RNA polymerase II-specific; RNA polymerase II transcription regulatory region sequence-specific DNA binding
Source: RefSeq, a predicted model, not a curated record